Molecule: messenger RNA, 2598 nt
Organism: Penicillium cinerascens
Lineage: Eukaryota; Fungi; Ascomycota; Eurotiomycetes; Eurotiales; Aspergillaceae
Product: ribonucleotide-diphosphate reductase subunit RNR1
Exons: 3
Coding region: 1-2598 (865 amino acids)
Biological process (GO): deoxyribonucleotide biosynthetic process; DNA replication
Cellular component (GO): ribonucleoside-diphosphate reductase complex
Molecular function (GO): ATP binding; ribonucleoside-diphosphate reductase activity, thioredoxin disulfide as acceptor
Source: RefSeq, a predicted model, not a curated record
AUGUUCGUCUACAAGCGAGAUGGACGCAAAGAACGCGUUCAGUUCGACAAGAUCACUGCCCGUGUCUCGAGGCUGUGUUACGGCCUCGACCCCGAGCACGUCGAUGCUGCUGCCAUCACACAGAAGGUUAUCUCUGGUGUCUACCAGGGCGUGGGCACUAUCGAGCUGGACAACUUGGCUGCCGAGACUGCCGCGUACAUGACCGUGACACACCCCGACUACGCCAUCCUGGCCGCUCGUAUCGCCGUUUCCAACCUCCACAAGCAGACCAAGAAGCAGUUCUCCAUGGUCAUCUCCGAUCUCUACCACUAUGUCAACCCCAAGAACAAUAAGCCCGCUCCCAUGAUUUCUCAGCACAUCUACGAGAUUGUCAUGAAACAUGCCGAUGAGCUUAACUCGGCUAUCGUCUACGACCGUGACUUCAACUACAACUAUUUCGGCUUCAAGACUCUUGAGCGUUCAUAUCUUCUGCGCAUCAACGGCAAGGUUGCCGAGCGUCCUCAGCACCUGCUGAUGCGUGUCUCCGUUGGUAUCCACGGCGAAGAUAUCGAGAAGGCCAUCGAGACCUACCACUUGAUGUCCCAGAAGUUUUUCACUCACGCUUCCCCUACCCUUUUCAACGCUGGUACCCCCCAGCCCCAGCUGGCUUCCUGCUUCCUGGUUGACAUGAGUGCGGACAGCAUUGAGGGUAUCUACGAUACUCUGAAGACCUGUGCCAUGAUUUCCAAGACUGCUGGCGGUAUCGGUCUCAAUGUGCACCGCAUCCGCGCCACUGGUUCCUACAUUGGUGGAACCAACGGUACCUCCAACGGUAUCGUCCCCCUCCUGCGGGUGUACAACAAUACUGCCCGCUACGUCGACCAGGGUGGUAACAAGCGUCCUGGUGCCUUUGCCAUCUACCUUGAGCCUUGGCACGCGGAUGUCUUCGAGUUCCUCGACCUCCGCAAGAAUCACGGUAAGGAGGAAGUCCGUGCCCGUGACCUCUUCUACGCUCUGUGGACGCCCGAUCUGUUCAUGAAGCGUGUUGAGGCUAACGGCGACUGGACCCUGUUCUGCCCCAACGAGGCUCCCGGUCUGGCCGAUGUCUAUGGCGAGGAGUUCGAGUCUCUCUAUGAGCGCUACGAGAAGGAGGGUCGUGGCCGUAAGACCAUCAAGGCUCAGAAGUUGUGGUAUGCCAUCCUCGAGGCUCAAACCGAGACUGGAAACCCCUUCAUGCUGUACAAGGAUGCUUGCAACCGCAAGAGCAACCAGAAGAACUUGGGUACCAUCCGCAGCUCCAACCUGUGCACUGAGAUCAUCGAGUACAGCGCUCCUGAUGAGGUCGCUGUUUGCAACUUGGCUUCCCUUGCUCUUCCUACAUUCGUUGAUGCUGCUCGUGGCGAGUACGACUUUGGCAAGCUGCACGAGGUUGUGCAGGUUUUAGUUCGCAACCUAAACAAGAUCAUCGAUAUCAACUACUACCCCGUUCCCGAGGCCAAGAAGAGCAACUUCCGCCACCGCCCCAUUGCUCUGGGUGUUAACGGUCUUGCUGAUGCCUUCCUGGCUCUGCGUCUGCCCUUCGACUCGCCCGAGGCCAAGCAGCUGAACAUCCAGAUCUUCGAGACCAUCUACCACGGUGCUCUGUCCGCCUCCUCGGACCUUGCCAAGCUGCACGGUACGUACGAGACUUACGAGGGCUCCCCCGUCUCGCAGGGCAUCCUGCAGUACGACAUGUGGGACCGUACCCCUACCGACCUCUGGGACUGGGCUGCUCUGAAGGCCAAGAUUGCCGAGACCGGUGUCCGCAACAGUCUGCUGGUGGCUCCCAUGCCCACUGCCUCUACCAGUCAGAUCCUGGGCUUCAACGAGUGCUUCGAGCCCUACACCUCGAACAUCUACUCCCGCCGUGUCCUGGCUGGUGAGUUCCAAGUCGUCAACCCCUGGCUCCUGAAGGACCUGGUCGACCUGGGUCUGUGGUCGGACAACAUGAAGAACCGCAUCAUCGCCGAUGGUGGUUCCGUCCAGAACAUCCCCAACAUCCCCGCCGAUAUCAAGGCCCUGUACAAGACCGUGUGGGAGAUUUCCCAGCGCUCUAUCCUCCAGAUGGCCGCCGACCGUGGUGCCUUCAUCGACCAGUCCCAGUCCCUUAACAUCCACAUGAAGGAGCCCACCAUGGGCAAGAUCACCUCCAUGCACUUUGCUGGCUGGAAGAUGGGUCUGAAGACCGGCAUGUACUAUCUGCGUACCAUGGCCGCCUCCGCCCCCAUUCAGUUCACCGUCGACCAGGAGGCUCUGAAGGUCGAGGACACCAACGUCGCCCGCGCCAAUUCCGCCUUCAAGAAGCGUGCCGUCGGCACCGCCGGCUCCUCUUCCUACUCCGCCGUGCCCCGUGCCAAUGGCGCCGGGGCUGUUGCUCCCAUCGUGGCACCUAUCCUGGAGAGCCCUCGCACCGUCGCCGAGCCCGUCGUUGCUGUUCCCGUCCCCGUCGAGGCGACCGCCGAGGAGGAGACCGAGGAGACUGCUGCUGAAAAGGAUGGUCCCGCCGGCGAUAUCUUCUCGCAGGCUGUCCUGGAAUGCAGUAUCGAGAACAAGGAGGCCUGCCUCAUGUGUCAGGGCUAA